AUGAACAUGUUCCAAUCUGUCCUGGAGACGGUCCCAAAGACCAGGUCUCAGAUGGUGAAUGAGCUGGAUAUUCCAGAGGAUAUUACAGUAGACCCUUAUGUGUGGCGCGAACCUGAUGAGGAUGUAGACAGUGACACCACAUCUAUCACGAUUGAUGACUUUGAAGUGGCAACUGUCAGCUCAGACUCGAGUUUGGCGCUGUCCAGAGCUAUGACUGAUUCAGAGAUUGAUUACGAUAGAUAUAGAAAGUAUAAAACCAGAAGCCUGAGUGAUCCGUGGGCUCUCAUACGAACAGCAAACGAAUCGUUUCCCCCGGCUUACCUUGAAUCUUUAUAUAGUUGUCAGAACACGCCAUUAGGAAGUCCAGAAGUGUUGUACGAGCAGCGCAAGUACAAUGAGGAGUUGAAGCAGAAGAUGGAAAGAUUCUUCGAUGAGAUCUCCGUCUUCACACCCGACGACCCUGGACUGGAGAUGCUGCAGGAAGCCUUGGAGACUACUGAUAUGAAGAGUACGGAUUUGGACAGUGACACAUCCUGA
Molecule: messenger RNA, 537 nt
Organism: Danaus chrysippus (African queen)
Lineage: Eukaryota; Metazoa; Arthropoda; Insecta; Lepidoptera; Nymphalidae
Source: the annotation of a GenBank genome assembly